AUGGGUUUACUGUACGGGCCGCUUCAUCUUUCCUCCCCAUUCUUCCGUAAAAAUGAUCUGCUAAUUGACAAUCGGACUGGCAGCGCGCUUGGCACACCACUGGCAUGGCCGGAAGCAAAGGAGAGAGCCGGCCAGCAACUACUCGCCAUAUGGAAGAAGGCCCGGGGAAAGGAACGGGAUGCGCUGCUGUGGGGUGACGAGGUCGAAUAUCUCGUCGUUGCGGUUGACGAUAAGGAGGAAAAAGUACGGCUGUCUCUGUGCCAGGCAGAGAUUCUCAAGGCGCUUGCGCAGGAUGCAGAACUGUCCAAGAGAGCUGCUGUCAACGGAGAUGCUUCAGAAAAGGAGCCUCUGCCGACAUUCCAUCCUGAAUUCGGCCGUUUCAUGCUCGAAGCCACACCGGGGAAACCAUGGGGAAUCGGCUUCAAGGAGCUACUCAAGGUAGAGUCCAACAUGAAAUGGAGGUACGACAGCCCAUCUCGCCUUUGCUUCUAUCGUGAGAUUGAAUCUAACAUUACCAGGCGAGUUACGGCCAAAAAUCACAUGGCUGCAAACGAAUACCCCAUCACACUCACUACAUUCCCCCGCCUAGGGUGCAGUGAUGAUUUUACAUUGCCAUCAUACCCUCUGUCAGGCCCAGCUCUACGCUCGCAGUUCGUUCCUGACGAGAUAGCAAACCCUCACAUCAGGUUCCCGACUCUGGCAGCCAACAUCCGUUCGCGCAGAGGGAGGAAGGUCGAGUUGAACGUGCCAGUGUUCAGAGACACAAAUACCCCAUGGCCUUUCAAGGAUCCUACCGUCAAUUACGACUUGCAUAAAUGGCCAGAAGAUGACGAUGUACGGAACGGAGCUGCAAAGGAAGGUAAUGUGUACAUGGAUGCCAUGGCCUUUGGCAUGGGCAGCUGUUGUCUACAAAUUACUUUCCAAUGCAAAAACAUCACCGAGGGGAGGAAAUUAUACGAUCAACUCAGCCCCCUGGGACCUAUAAUGUUGGCCCUGACCGGGGCAACGCCUAUAUAUAAGGGAUUCCUCGUCGACACCGACGUCAGGUGGAACCAGAUCGGCAAUGCGGUUGAUUGCAGAACGCGAGAGGAGCUAGGAGAAGUUGUCAGUCUUCCUUCCCUUUUACUUACGAUUAACCAUCCCAUACAAUGCAGCAAGACUAACAACCCUAUACAGCCCCUUAAGAACGAUAGAUGGCGCAUCCCGAAAUCGAGAUAUGCGUCAAACUCAACUUAUAUAUCACAAGACCCCCAUCUACGGCCAGAGUACAUGGACCCCGACCUGGUAAUCGACGAAGACAUCAAAAAGAAGCUGAUGGAUGGCGGCAUGGACGAGCUCCUCGCAACCCACUUCGCCCACCUAUUCAUCCGCGACCCCAUCGUCAUUUUCAACGAAGAUCUCCAGGAACUCGACCUUACCAAGACAGACCACUUCGAGAACCUCCAAUCAACCAACUGGCAACACAUCCGCUUCAAACCCCCACCCGCCGACAACGACAUAGGCUGGCGCGUCGAGUUCCGGCCCAUGGAAAUCCAAAUCACCGAUUUCGAAAACGCCGCCUUCAGCAUCUUCAUGGUUCUCAUCACCCGCGCCAUACUUAGCUUUGACCUAAACUUCUACAUUCCCAUACCCCGAACUACUGAGAACAUGGAGACUGCCCACGCACGUAACGCGGUGCUUGACGAGAAGUUUUAUUUCCGCAAGGAUCCCUUCCCGCAUCGGUACCCGAGAUCGCAGCGUCAUCAGCAAUCUCGUCCCUCGUCACCGCCAGGUGGCUCGACACCCUCACCACCGCCCUCAACAACGCCGUCUUCUCCACUCUUACAGCCCAUUGAAUCGGAAUACACCCUCAUGAGUGUCAAUGAUAUCAUCAACGGUUCCCCAGAUGGGUUCCCGGGUCUCAUUCCGCUUGUUGAAUCGUACUUGGACAGCCUCAACGUCGAUGUCGAGACGAGAUGCGCCCUAGCCAAGUAUCUAGACCUUAUCCGUCGUCGUGCAGAUGGUUCUCUUUGGACCAAUGCUAAAUGGAUACGAGAGUUCGUUGCAAAGCAUCCUGAUUAUAAGCAAGAUAGCGUUGUUUCGGCGAAGAUCAGCUAUGAUCUCGUCAAGGCCGUGGAGGAGAUUACGGAAAAAGAAGGCAAGGACGGAAGUAUAGGGUGGGAAAUGUUUACUGCAAAGAAGCAUUAA
Trichophyton benhamiae CBS 112371 is the source of this 2187-nucleotide messenger RNA. RefSeq lists its product as uncharacterized. NCBI's taxonomy places the organism in Eukaryota, Fungi, Ascomycota, Eurotiomycetes, Onygenales, Arthrodermataceae. The coding region runs from base 1 to 2187 and encodes 728 amino acids. Gene Ontology annotation, molecular function: glutamate-cysteine ligase activity. The transcript has 4 exons. Gene Ontology annotation, biological process: glutathione biosynthetic process. The record is from RefSeq and is a predicted model, not a curated record. Gene Ontology annotation, cellular component: glutamate-cysteine ligase complex.